AUGAUUCGAACGGCGGUGAGAAAGUUUCGCCAACUGCCGCAGAAACUGACCGGUGAUGUUGCCGCUAAUGCUUCAGCUAACAAAGCAGCUCAGCUAAACUGGAUCGAAAAGCUUCAAGAAAUCGAAGAAUUUGCGCGAAAAGGAGGCUCAGAAAAGGCGCACAAACUCCAUGCUAGCCGAAAUAAAUAUUUCAUCGAGGAAAGAAUAAACGCGAUAAAAGACGAAGGAACAGAAGUGCUAGAAAUUGGGCUUUUGGCUGGGCAUGAUUUGGAUUAUGGAUCGAUUCCGAGGGCGACUCUGAUGACCUGCAUCGCUUGGGUUCAUGGAAUUCCUGUUUGUAUUGGUGGAUCAGAUGCUACUGUAAAAGGUGGAACCUCCUAUCCCAUCACCGUCCAAAAGUCUAAUCGAUUGUCCGACAUCUCCCGCCAAAACUACCUCCCUUCGAUCAACCUGGUCGAUUCUGGCGGAGCCUUCCUCCCUCUCCAGUCUGAAAUCUUUCCCGACAAAAACGACGGGGGCCGAAACUUCUACAACAUCGCAAACAUCAGUUCUAUGGGAAUUCCGAUGGUCUCCGUGGUUUGUGGAAGCUGUACCGCUGGCGGAGCGUAUACGCCUUCUAUGUGUGACGAAAUGGUUUUCGUUGACAAGAUGGGAACGAUGUUCCUCGGUGGACCGCCUCUCGUAGAAGCCGCGACGGGCGAAAAAGUCACUGCAGAAGAGCUUGGUGGAGCGAUGCUCCACAGCUCCGUUUCCGGAUGUGCAGAUUAUUUCGCCAGAGACGAGGAAGAAUCUGCUGCCUAUGUUAGGUCUAUUUUCGAAACGCUCAAUAUUCCAGAAUUCGCAACGACGAGAAAAGCUGCGGUAGAACCAAAUGUCGAGUAUGAUAUUCUCGAUGUCGCUUCGACCAAAUCUGAUGCUCGUCUGACCAUUGCUUGCCUUACAGACGGCUCUGUUUUCCACGAAUUCAAAGAACUGUACGGUACUGGGCUGGUCUGCGGAUAUGGCCGAGUAAGCGGACAUAUGGUCGGUUUCGUCGCGAACAAUGGCAACUUUGACUCCGACGCAGCUCUCAAAGGAGCUCAUUUCGUUCAUUUAGCCUCUGAACGACGCGUUCCAGUUGUUUUCCUUCAAAACUCGUUGUUCCACGAUGAUUUCGAUGCUUCAAGCGACUCUGUAGCUACUUCUGCUGCCGCUAUGCGAGCUAGAGCUGCUUAUAUCUCCGCUGUUUCUACAUCCAAGAGCCCAAAAGUAACCAUCGCCUGCGCCGGAGCAAACCGCCUAUCCGACCUCUGUCCUCGCCAAUACGAUCCUAAUUUCUUCUUCCGCUGGCCAGCCUCGAUGGGACUCAGAUCCGGAAACGACUGGGAAGACGAGUCCUUCUUUUCCAGCGCUAGAAUUUGGGACGACGGCACGAUUGACCCCCGAAUGACGCGCGAUACGCUCAAGAAAUGUAUGGACAUUUUCGAAUUUGGAAGAAACCACGAGCUCUUUAUCAAAUCGAAAGAAUUGGAGACCUAUCAGCCGAUGUACAGGCUUUAG
This is a messenger RNA of Oikopleura dioica, 1539 nucleotides long. The record is from the annotation of a GenBank genome assembly. Lineage: Eukaryota; Metazoa; Chordata; Appendicularia; Copelata; Oikopleuridae.